GCCGAAGCCGAUGUCGCUGCCCUCAACCGACGCAUCCAGCUCAUCGAGGAGGACCUCGAGCGAUCUGAGGAGCGUCUCAAGGUGGCCACCGCCAAGCUUGAGGAGGCUUCCCAUUCCGCUGAUGAAUCCGAGCGCAUGCGCAAGAUGCUUGAGCACCGAAGCAUCACCGACGAGGAGCGCAUGGACGGCCUGGAGAGCCAGCUGAAGGAGGCCCGCCUGAUGGCCGAGGACGCUGACCGCAAGUACGAUGAGGUCGCCCGUAAGCUGGCCAUGGUUGAGGCCGAUCUGGAGCGCGCUGAGGAGCGUGCCGAGACUGGUGAAUCCAAGAUCGUCGAGCUCGAGGAGGAGCUGCGCGUCGUCGGCAACAACCUGAAGUCUCUCGAAGUCAGCGAGGAGAAGGCCCAACAACGCGAGGAGGCCUAUGAGCAACAAAUCCGCAUCAUGACUUCUAAGCUCAAGGAGGCUGAGGCUCGCGCCGAGUUUGCUGAGCGAUCGGUUCAGAAGCUCCAGAAGGAGGUCGACCGACUGGAAGACGAGCUGGUGCACGAGAAGGAGAAGUACAAGUCAAUCUCGGACGAGCUGGACCAGACCUUUGCCGAGCUCACCGGCUACUAG
Molecule: messenger RNA, 615 nt
Organism: Rhagoletis zephyria (snowberry fruit fly)
Lineage: Eukaryota; Metazoa; Arthropoda; Insecta; Diptera; Tephritidae
Source: RefSeq, a predicted model, not a curated record